Dalotia coriaria is the source of this 3048-nucleotide messenger RNA. RefSeq lists its product as uncharacterized. The record is from RefSeq and is a predicted model, not a curated record. The transcript is spliced from 5 exons. Bases 821 to 2929 code for a protein of 702 amino acids. NCBI's taxonomy places the organism in Eukaryota, Metazoa, Arthropoda, Insecta, Coleoptera, Staphylinidae.
GCGCCCAAAGACUCCCAAGAUUCAAAAAGUUCGCGGCGUGACGAAAACGUGCUCAACAAAAACUCAUCAAAAGUGUUAAUCAAUCAAAAUCAAUUACAUUAUUCAACUAUAUAAAACCAAGUGAAUAAAAAUAAAAAUAAUUCAUUCAUGAAUCAAAACCAAAGAAGUUUAUAAAAAAUUACGUGUAAAGUUUUAGUUUUAUUAGCAAAAGUGAAAUUCAACCGUGGCUAUUAAAAAAAAGAAGAAAUAAAAGAAGGAAAAACAUUUGGCGCUCGUAAACAACAUGGAUAUAUCUAUAUCUACGCAAUAUCACGAAAAUGAUUCACGAGGAUGAAACCGGUGGAGCUUUCGAGCCGCCCAGAUGUGAUCGCUUCCAGCGCCGAAAAUAGCAUUCCAAACACCAUCACGACCACAACAAUACCGAAAAGAAAAACAAAUUCGCACAAAGAAAAUAUAAUAAUAAUAAUAAUCACAAAAUCUCCACUAAAAAACUAAAUAAAAUAAAUAUCACUACUUUAAAAACAAAAAACUAAAGUGUUGAAAAUAUAAAAUAGAAAAUUAAAACAUAAAAAUAAAACAAAAGAAAAUAAAUAAUUCACUAAUCAACACCCUGUAUAUCUCUAUACAUAUGUGUGGUGUUCGUUUCGCGCGAAAUUGAUUCGCCUCGAUUUGACUUACGCGCUCAGCUGAGUAACGAAAACGUUUAACAAAAAGCUCAACUCAAGUGUGAGUUGGAAAGAGAGAGGAAAGUGAGAGGUGCGCACGGCGCAUUAAUUCUAAGCUGGAUCGAUACGGGACGCCCGACCAGCGCUCAGCCAGAAUGUCAAAAUCGAUGAACAUGUUGCGCACGCGGCGUCGCGACAACAAUGUUAAACCAAAUCGCAGAUUAGAUCGGAAGUCAUCUCGGGGGAUGAUCUACGAGAAUGAAGAAUUACGACUGAAGACAAUCAAUAUCAACGCUGAAAUUGAACGAGGACAAUCAGAUAUAAAAAAACUCCGGAGGGAAAACGAAAUGCUCAAGAAAGAAAUCUGGUAUCUGCGUGACGAGUACGAGAAGCUGGAUAAACUGCUCAAGCAAAAAGAAGUCGACUUUUCCUCAUCAUCAUCGACAUGUUCCAGCGAUUCAGAAGCAUCUCUUUCCGAAGACCCAAAAGAAGUAGAAACCUCCCAAAACAUCGAAAAUGUCCAAAAAACCAACCUGAAAAACCUUCAAACAGAAUUCGACCAUCUGAGCGUAGUCCCCGAGGAACCAUCAACUGAAAACUCAGAUAAAUCCCCUACAUCCGCCUUAGACCUACAAGAAAUAGGUCUUGGUUUAGACGAAAAUGAAACAACGGGUAUCCUACAACCAGACCAAGGAUACCCUGGCUUUCCAAUGACAAAACACUUCUUUAGUCCAAUCCCACUGCCCCAAAGACCUUUAACCCCUCCCCAAGUACAGCAUUUUUAUACAUUCCGGAAUGAAGUAUUACCAUUACCAGCAAGUCUAACCACCUUAGAAACACCAGGUCCUAGUGGUAGCAAUAGCACCAGUCCAAAACCUGUGGAUCUAAUAGUAAAAACAGACAAUCGAGGAUUCACAAGUAGUGGAAUGACCCAUUUAGGAUCACUAAAUAAACUAGACCCUAUGCAGAUGUUGGAAGUAGAACACUUUGAAUCCCAAUGUGGUGGGGGUAGUGGUUGUGGAUACCCAGAUGGUUCAUUCCCAAGAAGUAGUUUUAGCAACGGUGGAAACCUGGAAGAGUUGCUCAAUGAUAUCCAGACCAUAUCCGAAGACAUCCUGAAAAUCAGCAACCCUAACCCCAAUGUGGAGCAUUUCUCAAAUGGGCAUUACCCUUUGGAGAAAUCAUCUUUCAAUGGAAACAUACAAAGUUUAGAUAGGUUAUUAGAACCGGAAGUGGGGGAAGUAAAUGGAUAUGUAUCAAAUAGGGAUAAGGAUCUGGAUAAAUAUAAGAGUGAAAUUAAUGUGGUCUUGAUGCCUACACCUAUGCCCUUGAUAGGGUUUGAGAAGUACCAGAAUCUCAGUUCGGAUAAAAUUAACUUCGGGAGUUUACAAAUGCAGGAUUUGAGUAAUUCAUCAGAUCAACUUACUGAUUUGGAUAAUACAGGGGUUAAUAUUCAUACAAAGGUUAAUGGGUUAUCAGGGAUACCUGGGAUACCUUCACUGGAAUCUAUCCAUUCUGAAGGUAUAGAAGGAAAGGAUACCCCAAGUGAUUUGGAUGAUAAAAAGGGGGAGAAGAUGAGUAUAAGGAGGAAAGUUUCAAUACAUUUCAAAGGUCGUAAGGAUAAAGAUAAAGAUAAACUUAAAGAAGAAAAGAAAAAGGAAGAGGAUUCAACAGGGACUAAAAAAUUACGACCUCCUGGUUCCUCUACAAAUAUCUUUUCAAAUGAUGAACACGUCCAGAAAGAUCUCUUGUCUAUUCCUGUUCCACAAUCUAUUCCAACUCCACUCCCUUCCGAAACACCCUGUAUAUCCUCUACUCCCAUCCCUCCUACUACUUCCUCUUUACAAAACAAUACAAAAGAUUCCUCUGAUUCCGAACACCCUGCUUCCUCCUCUAAACCCCAGAAUAAAAGCACUUCUGCGUCCCCGGAGCGCCAUGAUGGUUUAAAGAAGCAUCAUAAACAUAAAAAGAAGAAGAAACCUUCAGCUGGUGGUGGAUUAGGUGGAUAUUUGAAGACGAGGAGGAAUACCCUGAGUACUGAUCAGAUGCAUAGAGAGAGGAGUCUGUCGAUUUGCACGGAUAGAGGACCGUAUAUGACGGAUGAUUAUCUGCCGUCUUCGGAGCGCGAGCGGACGAAUAGUCUGAGUAGUUGCGGCACGAACGCGGAGCGGAAUCGGAGGAAGUUUUCGACUAUUAGUAGGAUACCGAGUGGCACGGGGGGGAAGAUUCCGUGGUGUGCGUGUUGGGGGAAUGGGUGUAUAUGACAGUGGGGGUGAUGGGGUGAUGUGUGAUGUGUUCAGGUGGAUGAUAAAUAUAUAAUGUGUAUAUAAUUGAAAAAAUUAAAAGAAUAUUUAAGAUGAAAUAAAUGAAAUUUUUAAUAUUU